CCAUGACAUUCAUAUCCGGUUUAGAAGUAUCCGUUUGUGUCUCGUAUUGAAGUAUUUGACUGCAAAGCUGAGUUUUUAGUAAACAACUUUUUGGUUUAAAUUGUGCCCUAAGUAAAUUAUGGCAGGGUGCCUAGAAAAUUUACAGCUUCCCCCAUGUGUUUGGUUCGAAGGAGAUGAUAAAAGAAACGCAAUUGCUUCGAUUGUAGCUGGUGUUCUGUUUUUCACUGGUUGGUGGUUAAUUAUAGAUGUUCAAGCAGCAUAUCCUCAAGCUGAGCAGUUCAAUAAAGCAUAUCACGUCUGUGGUGUAUUUGGAACCAUCUCGUUAUUUAUGAUCAAUUCUGUUUCAAAUGCUCAAAUUCGAGGUGAUGCCUACUCUGGUGGCUGCUUUGGCUCUCGUGGUGCCAGAUUCUGGCUUUUUGGUGGAUUCGUUAUGGGUUUUGGAGCUGUAAUUGCUUCUUGUUGGAUCUUAUUUGAUGACUAUGUUGCGUAUGGUGAAGGAAAAUAUUCUGCAUGGCCAGGAGUGGGUCUUUUCCUACAGAAUGCUUUCAUUUUUGUUGGUUCAUUGGUAUUUAAGUUUGGAAGAACAGAAGAUCAUUGGAAUUAAUAGAUACUGAUUUUCCUAUUGACUCUGGUGGUGCAGCAUUAACACAUAUGGUACUGGGUAGAAAAAUUGAGUUACCAUGAUCUGGUGUGAUGUUUCAUUGCACAAGAAACAGAGUGUAGAAGACUGCAUUAUGAUUUAUGUUGCUUACUGUAAUAACCUCUGGCUAAUUUUUAUCCAUGUUACAAAUAAUGGUUAGUGUCCUGUACUCCACAAAAUUCCAUAUUUCAUACACAAUUGUUACAUCUAGUACUAGCAUUCACAAGCACAAAUGUUCUAAUUUUUUAGCCAUGCGAAUCAUGUAUUUUCUGGACUAUAGGAUGCACACAGGUUUCAGAAAGAUACUUGCCAGAAAAAAACAUAUUAUAAUUUCAACUAUAAUAUGUUUAGAGAUUUUAGGCAGCAUUUUCUGGGAUAUUCCUUAUAUCUUAUACUCCAUAAUAUAUGGUCAGUGCAUUAUUCUUCAGAAUUUACAGAUCUUACAAGGUACUUAUAUUUAAGGCAAUAAUGUUAUCAUAUAUUGCAUGUGUCAGAUAUUGCCAUAAUUAAUUAAUACUUAUCUGUUUGUAUUUAAUUUUUUUUAAAUAUGUUGUAUAGAUAUUAACAUACUGUCAUCACCACUAUUACCACCUCCACUAUGACUAAUAUUACUAUUGCUGUGUACAUUUACAUCAGCAUACUGUUGUUUGGUAAAGCCAGACAUCUAAAUUAAGAAGUUGAGGUAUAUAUCUAACAGUAGCACAACAAAUAGUAAUGAACAGAAGUAUUUUGUGCAAGACAUGUUACCAAGUAAUAAUAAUUGUAACAUCUGUUACGCUGUAUUCUCUAAAACAUAAGUCUGUGUCUGCAUGACACUGAACAGAAAGUAACUGCAUAUUAUAAAAUCUCAAACAUAACGCAACUUACAUUAAGCUAAUAAAACAAGUAAUUAUAUUACUUAUUUAAAUUGGCUGUAAAAUAAGUAUGACUUACAAAACUUAAUGUAUGGCUGUUAGUUCGUAGCCAUUAAAAAUCAUUUAAAUGACAUUCAAAGAUUUUAAUAAAUUGUAAAUGCUUCCUCUGACUGUACAACUUCAUACUAUGAAUGGCUCUGCAAAUCACCAGUUUUAUAAAUAGUAGCAUUACUUUCAAAUUAUAGAAAGAAUAAAUGUAAAUAUAAUUCUUUAUAACUAGACAGACAGAUUAAUUAGAAUCUUAAUUCUGAUAUUAAGCUUGCGAUACUAUUGAUGAAAGUUUGUAUAGGUACUGAAAGUACAGCAAUUACAUUGCCACGUGGGUGUGAAAUGUUCAGUAUUGUGUGGAAUUUGAAAGAAUGGAUUAAAUAUUACAAAUUGUAUUGUUGUCUUGAUUCAUUGUGGUACAAUGAAAACAUUUGUAUGUGGAAGUUGAUGAUCAUUAAUAUAUUGAAUAAAUAAUUAUAAAGUAACA
Messenger RNA from Zootermopsis nevadensis, 2029 nucleotides. Its product is annotated as transmembrane protein 50A. The record is from RefSeq and is a predicted model, not a curated record. NCBI's taxonomy places the organism in Eukaryota, Metazoa, Arthropoda, Insecta, Blattodea, Termopsidae.